GCCGGGACGGGAUAACCAUGGGUCAAACCGGAAAAAAAUCUGAAAAAGGACCAAUUUGUUGGCGAAAACGUGUGAAAUCAGAAUACAUGAGACUGAGGCAGCUCAAGAGGUUCCGACGUGCAGAUGAAGUAAAGAGUAUGUUUAAUUCUAAUCGUCAGAAGAUACUGGAGAGAACUGAGAUCUUAAAUCAAGAAUGGAAACAACGUAGGAUACAGCCUGUUCACAUCAUGACUUCUGUGAGCUCAUUGCGCGGGACCAGGGAGUGCUCUGUUACCAGCGACAUAGAUUUUCCAAAACAAGUCAUCCCCCUAAAGACUCUCAAUGCUGUUGCUUCUGUGCCUAUAAUGUACUCUUGGUCUCCCCUUCAACAGAAUUUUAUGGUAGAGGAUGAAACUGUUUUACAUAACAUUCCGUAUAUGGGAGAUGAAGUGCUUGACCAGGAUGGUACUUUUAUUGAGGAACUAAUCAAGAAUUAUGAUGGAAAAGUGCAUGGAGACAGAGAAUGUGGAUUUAUCAAUGAUGAAAUAUUUGUUGAGCUGGUCAAUGCUCUUGGUCAAUAUAGUGAUGAUGAAGAUGAUGAUGAUGGAGAUGACAAUCCUGAUGAAAGAGAUGACAAGCAAAAAGAUCGGGACGGUAACAGGAUGGAGAAGGAAAGCCACCCACCACGGAAAUUUCCUUCUGACAAGAUAUUUGAAGCCAUUUCCUCAAUGUUUCCAGACAAGGGUACAGCAGAAGAAUUGAAAGAAAAAUACAAAGAACUGACAGAGCAGCAGCUUCCAGGAGCUCUUCCUCCUGAAUGUACACCAAACAUAGAUGGACCAAAUGCCAAAUCUGUUCAGAGGGAGCAGAGCCUUCACUCCUUUCACACGCUGUUCUGUAGGCGCUGCUUUAAGUACGAUUGCUUCUUACAUCCAUUCCACGCAACUCCUAAUACUUACAAACGGAAGAACACAGAAACAGCACUAGAUAACAAACCUUGUGGACCGCAUUGUUAUCAGCAUCUGGAAGGUGCGAAGGAGUUUGCAGCUGCCCUCACAGCUGAGCGUAUAAAGACGCCACCAAAGCGUCCCGGGGGCCGGCGAAGGGGGAGACUUCCAAAUAACACCAGCAGACCCAGCACCCCGACGAUCAACGUGUUGGAAUCGAAGGACACGGAUAGUGACAGAGAAGCUGGAACUGAAACUGGAGGAGAGAAUAAUGAUAAAGAAGAAGAAGAAAAGAAGGAUGAAACAUCCAGUUCUUCUGAAGCAAACUCCAGGUGUCAAACACCAAUAAAGAUGAAGCCAAAUAUUGAGCCUCCGGAGAAUGUGGAAUGGAGUGGUGCUGAAGCCUCAAUGUUUAGAGUUCUUAUUGGCACUUACUAUGACAACUUCUGUGCAAUUGCCAGACUGAUAGGGACCAAAACAUGCAGGCAGGUGUAUGAGUUUAGAGUAAAGGAAUCUAGUAUUAUUGCUCCAGUCCCUGCUGAAGAUGUUGAUACUCCUCCCAGAAAGAAGAAAAGGAAACACAGGUUGUGGGCUGCUCAUUGCAGAAAGAUACAGCUGAAAAAGGAUGGGUCAUCUAAUCAUGUUUACAACUAUCAGCCGUGUGAUCACCCGCGUCAGCCUUGUGACAGCUCCUGCCCCUGUGUGAUUGCUCAGAACUUCUGCGAGAAGUUUUGUCAGUGCAGCUCAGAAUGCCAGAACCGGUUUCCUGGCUGUCGCUGUAAGGCGCAGUGCAACACGAAGCAGUGUCCCUGCUACCUGGCCGUGCGAGAAUGUGAUCCUGACCUCUGCCUAACCUGCGGCGCCGCUGACCACUGGGACAGCAAGAACGUGUCCUGCAAGAACUGCAGCAUUCAGAGGGGAUCCAAAAAACACUUGCUCUUGGCACCUUCAGAUGUGGCAGGCUGGGGAAUUUUCAUCAAAGACCCCGUACAGAAGAAUGAGUUCAUUUCUGAAUACUGUGGUGAGAUAAUUUCUCAGGAUGAGGCAGACAGAAGAGGAAAAGUGUACGACAAGUACAUGUGCAGCUUUCUGUUUAACUUGAAUAAUGAUUUUGUGGUUGAUGCAACACGCAAGGGCAACAAAAUUAGAUUUGCAAACCAUUCAGUAAAUCCGAAUUGCUAUGCAAAAGUUAUGAUGGUUAAUGGUGAUCACAGAAUAGGUAUAUUUGCUAAGAGAGCUAUCCAGACUGGUGAAGAACUGUUCUUUGACUACAGAUAUAGCCAAGCUGAUGCCCUUAAAUAUGUGGGCAUUGAAAGAGAAAUGGAAAUCCCUUGACACCAGCUACCUCUUCUUUUUUUAAAAAAAAAAAAAAGCUGCCUUAUCUUCAGGAAUUUCUAGUACUGUGGGCAAUUUUAGAAAAAUAAAAUGAUGCAAUUUGAAAUUCUGAAUUUGCAAAGUACUGUAACAGUAAUUUAUAGUAACAAAUUUACAAAACUUUUUAUUGCCUUCUCACCAGCUGCAAAGUGUUUUGUACCUAUGAACUUUUGCAAUAAUGUGGUGUGGUACAUUUUUCAACCGUGAAUAAAGGAUACUUGAACUUCUUCA
Molecule: messenger RNA, 2531 nt
Organism: Nothoprocta perdicaria
Lineage: Eukaryota; Metazoa; Chordata; Aves; Tinamiformes; Tinamidae
Gene: EZH2
Product: enhancer of zeste 2 polycomb repressive complex 2 subunit
Exons: 20
Coding region: 18-2261 (747 amino acids)
Biological process (GO): chromatin remodeling
Molecular function (GO): histone H3K27 methyltransferase activity; protein binding
Source: RefSeq, a predicted model, not a curated record